AUGACUAAUAAUAAAAGUGCUGAGUCCGAGUUGACGGACCACAUGUGUGGGUUGGGUUCGUGGAGACCGAAGUGGUCACAAAUAUUUGCCUCAACCAAAGUGUUUAUGAUAAUAUUGUGCGGUCUGGCCGUAUCACAGGGCGCGGCCUUUGCAUAUAUGAUCGCUAGUAUUACCACUUUGGAAAAGAGAUACGCUUUUGGCAGUACUAUAACAGGGAUUAUUCUCAUCGCCGAUAAUUUGGCGGAUCUGGUAUUUAGUCCAAUAUUUGGAUAUCUGGCCAAUCGUGUCCAUAGGCCACGAAUGAUAGCCAUUUGUCACGUUAUUGUGGCAUUUGGUUGUUAUUUAGCGGCUCUGCCAUACUUUAUAUACGGACCGGGAGUUCAUCUGUUGAGCGGUAGUAAUAAGGAAAUAGUCGGACGUCUUAUGAAAUAUAAUAAAAGCACAGAAUUUUGCGAUCAAAACAAUUUCGAUAAUAAUAUGUGCGGAGAAAGCGGUGGAUCUGAGACUGCAAUUCUGGCGGUUAUACUGUUAUGUAUAGCGAGUGUUUUCUAUGGCAUCGGUUACGUUGCCUUUUAUAUCAUUGCCAUACCAUUUAUGGACGACUCGGUUCGCAAGAAGAACUCUCCCCUGUAUUUAAGUGUAAUCCCGACGGCAACGGGUAUAUUCCUGGGCGGAGUUUUUAUCCGUAAAUUUCUUCCCGGACCCCGACUUCUCACUUCUCUCGUAACAAUUGUUGAAGUUUUUGCAAUAAUGGGUAUGUUAUCCGCCCUUUUCCUCGGCUGUCCUCAAUCACAGUUUGCCGGCACUCAUCACAACUCACGAAUGGUAGAUAAAGAGGACAAGAGUUUUGCUAUCGGUUUAAUGACCGCUUUUAUGACUUGCUUUGCAUUCAUACCAUACCCUCUGGUAUACGGAGCCGUAGCCGACGCCUCGUGUCUGAUAUGGGAGUCGAAGUGUGGCCACAGAGGGAACUGUUGGGCUUACGAUACAUACAAAUUUAGGCGUAAUCUUCACGGACUAACUCUUGGCAUGUAUUUCAUUGGAAGUGUCUUCGAUGUGAUCGUUAUAUUCCUGUCGAAGAGAAUCAAAAAUCUAUACAACGAUGAGAUCGAAGACCAGGGAUUGGAAACACAAGACAAUCACAUGAAACUCAAAACCGAUGUUAAUAAACAAUUGGCUAAUAGUUAUGAUUGAUAUUGUAAU
Messenger RNA from Medioppia subpectinata, 1203 nucleotides. The record is from the annotation of a GenBank genome assembly. NCBI's taxonomy places the organism in Eukaryota, Metazoa, Arthropoda, Arachnida, Sarcoptiformes, Oppiidae.